GAGUCAUCAGCUACCACUGAAGCUUCUGGAGAAGGAUGCACCUUUUAUUUUCACAAAGGAAUGCUUUGAAGCGUUCAAUAUCCUCAAGGCAAAGCUUACAAAUGCCCCAAUAAUGGUCUCUCCGGAUUCCAACCUCCCCUUUGAACUCAUGUGUGAUGCUAGUGAUUUUGCAGUGGGGAUGGUGUUAGGUCAAAGGCGAGGACGACAUUUUCAACCCAUAUGUUAUGCCUCAAAGAUAUUGAAUGGGGCUCAAGAGAAUUACACAACUACUGAAAAAGAGUUGUUGGCAGUCAUCUUUUCUUUCGAGAAGUUUCGGUCCUAUCUUGUGCUUUCAAAAGUAAUUGUCUACACAGACCACUCUGCCAUCCGAUUCUUGACGAGCAAGACCGAUACCAAGCCCCGAUUGAUAAGAGUGAUCUUGCUCAUUCAAGAGUUCGAUGUGGAGAUCAAAGACAAGAAGGGAGUCGAGAACCUUGUGGUGGACCAUCUCCCUCGACUCGAAGGUCCUGGGGGAACCACUUCGCAGGACGAAAUAAAUGAUACACUUUCCCCGAUGAAAGGUUGUUCGUCAUUGGUGUAGUGGAAAGUGCAACCCCUUGGUUUGCCUGCUUUGCCAAUUACUUGGUCGGAGAGCAACUGCCAAAGGGGACGAAUACUAACGAGAAAAGGGAAUUCUUUGCCGACUUUUGCUACUACUUUUGGGAGGAUCCUCACUUGUUCAGAAUCAGAGUCGAAGGGAUCAUCUGGAGGUGUGUUCUGGAGGACGAAAUGAAAGCUAUCCUUAGCCAGCGCCAAGAUGGGGUGACAUGAGGGCAUCACGGGGGCAACCGCACGGCGAGGAAGGUCCUCCAAUCAGGGUUCUACUGGCCUUUAUUUUUUCGGGAUGCCGAUUCAUUUGCGUGGCAAUGAGACAACUGCCAAAGGACAUGUAACAUUUCUAACCGCAAUGAGAUGGCCUAAACAAUUUACAUUACAUGUGAGAUUUUUGACGUUUGGGGCAUUGAUUUCAUGGGUCCUUUCCCAUCAUCUUUUGGAAAACAAGUACAUUCUAGUGGCCUGGACUAUGUCUCGAGGUGGAUUGAGGCUCAAGUCCUCCCCACCAAUGAUGCAAGACGAGUUUGAAGAUUUCAAGAAAUUGUUUUCACGUUUUGGGACCCCUAGGGUCAUCAUUAGUGGUCGAGGAACCCCCUUCCAUGGACAAUUUGAUAAACUCCUCGAUUGCUAUGGUGUCACCCACCGAGUCUUUCAUGGCCUACCACCCUCAAACAAGUGUUUAGGUGGAGUUGACAAAUUGGGAGUUGAAAAGGAUUCUAGAAAAUACUGUGGACCGAUCCCGUAAAGAUUGGUCCACAAAGCUCGAUAAUGCUUUAUGGGCAAACUGCAUGGCCUACAAAACACCAAUAGGUGUCUCGCCUUACCAAUUGGUGUACGAAAAAGUGUGCCACUUGCCUGUAUAGCUAAGCAUAGGGCUUUAUGGGCUACCAUACUAUUAAACAUGGACCCAACUUGGUAUGGAAAUGAAAGGAAGUUGCAGGUGUUGGAACUCAAGGAAUGACGUCUUCACGCCUACGAGAACACUAAAAUUUACAAGGAAAAGACGAAACGCAUGCAUGAUGCUUGGCUCAAAGGUGCCAAAGACUUCCAUCCAGGGGGAGAAGGUGAUCUUGUGCAACUCUAGGUAGGGCUGGGCAUGCGGGCGGGUCACCCGCGGGUUUAGGCCGAUCCGCCCGCAUUUGACCUGAAUUUGGUUAUGUGGAUGGAUGUGUGGGUGGGUGACGGGUUGUGCUGGGAGGAAUCCGUCGGGUGACGGGUGGGUUGUGGGUGACCCGCACAACCCAACAACAAAAAGAACAAAGUGGUUGGCGCUGGAGAGUGGAGACACUGACGGAUAUUAGGGCUACUCCUAGAGAUUGAAUAUCAAAGCCAAUCUUACAAAUAUCAACUUCCCUAUUCUUUCUUUAUUCUUUCCUCUGAUUCUUGUGCCUAAAUCACCUCUAUUUCCUCCGUAGAAUUAUUUUUCUUAGUUUCCUUGCACCCGAUAAUCAUCUCCAUCUGUAGAAAACUCCUCCAUAAUAGAAUUUCUAUCCAAUUACAUAACUAAUUCAACGUUUUCUCUUUCUAUUCUAUCUUCUUGUUUCCGUAUGAUAACUCUCCACCAAUUAUCUCUGCAACUUGAAGUGAAUCUCAAGUUUGGAGAGUGAAUGGAUGUUGAAUGGAAGUUGAAAUGUAUUUUUAUUUUACAUAUCGAUAUUCCACAAGGGUUUCUAAAUAUAAAUGGAUCAUGUCA
Linum trigynum is the source of this 2287-nucleotide messenger RNA. The record is from the annotation of a GenBank genome assembly. NCBI's taxonomy places the organism in Eukaryota, Viridiplantae, Streptophyta, Magnoliopsida, Malpighiales, Linaceae.